AUGCAUGUGUAUGUCCCUGAGGUGGAUCCAAUUACAGGUGACUUCUACCACGAACGUGAAGAUCACUGUCAUGUACUAAAACGUAUAUGGAAGCACACAAGAGAAAAAGGUCCUGAGGGCUUUAAUCUGGAGGGAUUUGAUAAACCUGUGCUUGACCCCACAACUGGACUGACUCUUGCCGCACUGCGGGGUGAGAGGAAACAAUCAGUACCGGAUGCGGAACGCAUGCUUUCAUUUCUGGUGGCCAAAUUUCUGCAUGAAAAUGGUUAUGGAAGAGAAGGAAAGUACGUGGAGAUAGUUGCAGGCUGGCAUAUGAGGUAGCAGAUGGUCGAGGUCUGACACAGUUGGAACGUUGCAAGAGAAACUAUGCAAUGCUGAACAUGAUCCUAGACGAAUGGAUGCCCUGGCAUGUAGAAAUUUAUGACUUCUCCACAAUAGACAUCAACAGGUAUUCAAUUAAAGUCAGGGAUUAAAAUGGGGAGGCCAAAAAUUAAGCUUGGCGGUAGGAAAAGGCUGACUGCAUUUCCCUAGGGCUUGGGUUCAAAGAGACCUUUGGGUCAUACUUCCUGUAUUUCGGAUUAGGUCAAGUCUUAGGCCACACUCUCCUUCUCACAUUUUUUCCUGGAUCUGCUACUCAAGGUACAUAAUUUGUAACUUAUUGUAUCUAGAAAAGCCUUUAACUUUUGGCUUUGUCUGUUGUUUAUUUUUAUAGGCCCGUCAAGGAGCUCUGUGGUUUCUCACGCGAGACAGUUAUCGCAGUGACCUCCAAUAUUGAAAGCAUGGAGUUUAGGAGAUGCCAAAAUGAUGGUGAAGUUGGUUAUGCAGAACACCCCAGGGCUGGUACAACUGAUGAUGUGGAGGCUAUUAUUGCCUUUUUUCAUAGGAUUACUGGAAUCGUUUUCACUUUGAACCAGUUCAAAGCUACCUGGAGACAAGUCGUCAGGUUAGUUGUGUUAGCCUUAUCUGCUAAUUAUUAAUUAUGAUUAAUUGUAACUCACUAAUAAUUUUAAAUUAUGAUAUUUUCCUCUGCUUUAAAUACAAAGAAUUACAUCAUAAGGUCAUAGGGAAUACAUGAUUUACUAAAAGUGAUUGCAGUGGGAUUGACUUCUGUGCAGUUCUGAUAAAUUGAUUUGUGGUCAUGUACUUAUUAAUUGUUUGUUUUCCGGUGUUUUCAUUUUCUUAGAGAAUUCAGCAAACGUAUGACACCUGACCUGCCUUUCUACUACUGGACUGUGAAUGAAAGAUACCGAGGUGAUGAUGAUGACUUUGAUUCCUUUGAUGUGGGGCCAAACAUCCCAGAUGAUCAAGAGCCUUCAUGUCAUCCACUGCGCUUACAUCGUUUAAGUAUUAAUCGAAGGGAGGAUGCAUCAAUUCUUUGUGCCGGUCGUGCUUUUCUUCCAGUACGUAACCAAACAAGCAUUCGCCAGCGUAUACAUCGUCCAGUAGCUCAGCUUCCAGAACCAAACAGAAGGGCUCCUUAA
Messenger RNA from Porites evermanni, 1481 nucleotides. The record is from the annotation of a GenBank genome assembly. Lineage: Eukaryota; Metazoa; Cnidaria; Anthozoa; Scleractinia; Poritidae.